UUAUUAAGGGCAAUAGAAAUGAUAUAGUGAUAGCCAAAUAGAAAAAACUCGCCUCUAAAACCCCUUAAUUUUCACUCUCACAGUCUCACUUUCUCCAAAUUUUGAUUUCUCAUAUCUAUUUCCAUCAAAGGUACUGAGAUCUCGUUUUUCUCUCUCUCUCCUCAGAUGAACCCAUGAAUUUGUUCGGUUGGUGCUCGUUUCGUGGAUAAUUAAUCUGCUGUGGAGUUUCACAUUGCAUUUCAGAAUACUGGAGAAGAAAUAAAGCAUAAUAUUUGAUGGGUUAGUACUGUAAGUUGCUAUCGUGCAGAAGUUCAGAAGAUGAAUCUGAACAAUAUCAAGGUUCCCAAGAUGCCUGGCGGAGGUGCUGCAUCUGCUUUAAUUAAAUUGGGAGUCAUUGCUGGGAUUGGCGUGUAUGGAGUUGCCAACAGUCUAUACAAUGUUGAGGGAGGGCACCGAGCUGUUGUUUUCAACCGUAUUGUUGGUAUCAAAGAAAAGGUUUAUCCUGAAGGAACACACUUGAUGAUCCCAUGGUUUGAGAGGCCAAUCAUUUACGAUGUUCGUGCACGACCAAAUCUAGUGGAAAGCACUUCUGGUAGUCGUGACCUUCAGAUGGUAAAAAUUGGUCUUCGGGUUCUCACGCGUCCAAUUCCUGACCAAUUACCCACUAUAUACCGAACUCUUGGCGAAAACUACAAUGAGAGAGUUCUGCCUUCAAUUAUUCAUGAAACUUUGAAAGCUGUUGUUGCACAGUAUAACGCAAGCCAGCUUAUCACUCAGAGAGAGGCUGUCAGUCGGGAAAUAAGGCAAAUACUGACACAGAGAGCUGCCAACUUCAACAUUGCAUUGGAUGAUGUGUCCAUUACAAGCCUGACUUUUGGGAGAGAAUUUACUGCUGCAAUUGAAGCUAAACAGGUAGCUGCUCAAGAGGCAGAGAGAGCUAAGUUUGUGGUGGACAAAGCUGAGCAAGAUAAACGAAGUGCUAUCAUUAGAGCACAGGGUGAGGCCAAGAGUGCUCAGCUCAUUGGUGAAGCCAUUGCCAACAAUCCUGCAUUUAUCACAUUGAGGAGGAUCGAAGCAUCUAGGGAAAUUUCUCAUACUAUCGCAAAUUCAAACAACAAGGUGUUCUUAAAUUCUGAUGAUCUCUUGCUGAACCUUCAAAAUUUAAACUUGGAGCCUGGGAGGAAGCAAUAAUGUAAGAUGGAUGAACUCUUUAUUUAGAUUUUCGACUCUGGUUAAAGGCGCUCUCUGUUUCUUGUACAUGGGAUUCAGAAACUAGUUCCUUAAAAAGGCAAAUCUUUUGGAAAUCUUCUUCAAACUCCGUGCAUGUCUCAAUUUGUUGUCUUUCUGAGUAUUCUAUGAUGUUUUUGUUCGAAAAUAAAUGCUUUAUUGCAGGGUACUGUAUGAAGAUUGGAUUA
Molecule: messenger RNA, 1415 nt
Organism: Olea europaea var. sylvestris
Lineage: Eukaryota; Viridiplantae; Streptophyta; Magnoliopsida; Lamiales; Oleaceae
Product: prohibitin-1, mitochondrial-like
Exons: 7
Coding region: 319-1191 (290 amino acids)
Biological process (GO): mitochondrion organization
Cellular component (GO): mitochondrion; membrane
Source: RefSeq, a predicted model, not a curated record